Messenger RNA from Wickerhamiella sorbophila, 807 nucleotides. Its product is annotated as Homeobox protein PKNOX1. The transcript has a single exon. Gene Ontology annotation, biological process: regulation of transcription by RNA polymerase II. Lineage: Eukaryota; Fungi; Ascomycota; Dipodascomycetes; Dipodascales; Trichomonascaceae. The record is from RefSeq and is a predicted model, not a curated record. Gene Ontology annotation, molecular function: DNA-binding transcription factor activity, RNA polymerase II-specific; RNA polymerase II cis-regulatory region sequence-specific DNA binding. The coding region runs from base 1 to 807 and encodes 268 amino acids.
AUGAUGUCUCAGAGGCAGCAUACAGUCCAGCUUCCGUCCAUCACGGAGAUGAUGCGGGAAAUUCAGCCAACCUCAGAUACUCUGGGAAAGCUCCGAUUCAGGGACGAUGACGAGCGUAUAUGUCUAAAGCCGUUCGUUUUCAGAGACCCGAAUUCUCCAGUAGAGAGCCCCUUACAAGUAGUCUCGAAGUUCGAGUCUACGGCGCCACCUAUUUUACCUCUGGAGCCACCUAUUCCUGAUUUGCUAUGUCGAUCACACAAGUACGUUGAGCAACAAUGUGAACCGUCCAACCAGGGGCCACUCAUGCCCCAAGAACCGCACUCCCUGCCCCCAGUGCCAAUACUGGCGUCACCAAUAUCUCACCAACCGCCUCGAGUUGUUACCCCACCCAUGACCUACGCUACUAGCGUGGGGUCUGCUGCGUAUAGCAACGGCGCAGUUGCUGGCUACACUAUUCAGCAGCCGUUUCCUGCUUAUCCCUUACAGUCCCAGUGGCCAGCAAAGGUCAGCAAAUCAACCCAACCGCACGCACUAGGCACUCCUCCGCCGAUUGCUGCUUUCUCGCCAAAGUUCAUCAGCACGUCGCCACCGACCUCUGGGCGACGGCGAGGCAACCUGCCCAAAGACGUCACCAACAUUCUAAGACAAUGGCUGAACUCACACCUCGACAAUCCGUAUCCCAGCGAAGAAGACAAGCGACAGAUCAUGAGGGAGACCGGGUUGUCCAUCGUCCAGGUAUCUAACUGGUUUAUCAACGCGCGGCGAAGAUCAUUGCCCCCCGAGCACCGUCGUCGUGUUCGUCGCUGA